AUGAGCACAAACUCGGGUGAAGUCAUGACUGAAAAUCACACCAAGUACGACCGAGAAAGCGAAUUGAGGGCGUUCGACGACGCGAAAACUGGCGUAAAAGGACUAGUAGAGGCCGGGGUGUCGAGAAUUCCACGAGUUUUCAUCCAUGAUAAGGACAAGCUUGGUGAAAUUAAGUUAGCUUCUGGGGACUCUAAGUACUCUAUUCCAAUCAUAAACAUUGAAGGCGUCAAUAAGAGCGCAACUAUUCGAAAGGAAAUAGUUGACGAAGUUAGAGAAGCAUGUGAGAAAUGGGGUUGCUUUCAAGUGAUCAACCAUGGAAUUUCAUCAAACACUUUGGAUGAAAUGAUUGAAGGAAUAAGAAGAUUUCACGAACAAGACCCUGAGAUUAGGAAGAAGUUUUACACAAGAGAAUACACUGAAAAGUUUUCGUAUAACACGAAUUUCGACUUCUAUCGAUCGUCUGCGGCUACCUGGAGGGACACCAUUUACUGUUCUAUGGCUCCAAAUCCUCCUAAUCCUGAAGAUUUGCCUCAACUUUGCAGAGACAUAAUGAUGGCAUACUCGGAGAAAAUAAGGAGCCUAGGAUUUACUCUGUUGGAAUUGUUGUCAGAAGCUCUUGGGCUGAAUCCAAACCACUUGGGAGACAUGGAUUGUGCCAAGGGACAGUUUUUUGCUGGCAAUUACUAUCCAGCUUGCCCUCAACCAGACUUGACUCUGGGCAUCGCCAAACACACUGACAGUGCCUUCAUGAACGUGCUUCUACAAGACCAAAUUGGUGGACUUCAAGUCCUCCAUCAACAUCAAUGGGUCAAUGUGACACCAACCCCAGGAUCUCUAAUUGUAAACAUUGGUGACAUGAUGCAGAUAAUCAGUAAUGGCAAGUUCAAAAGUGUGUGUCACAGAGUAUUAGCACAAAAUGGAGGCCCAAGAAUCUCGGUGGCAAGUGUUUUCAGAAAUACGGAACAUGAUCAAGAAAGUGGACCAAGAGUCUAUGGACCAAUCAAAGAGUUGUUAUCAGAAGAAUAUCCCCCAAUCUACAAAGAAACGACUAUGCAAGAUUAUAUCUCGUAUAUAUACACAAAAGGACUUGACGGUAAACCUGGACUAGAUCAGUUCAUGCUCUGAAGUAAUUGGUUCUUAAUAGCUGAAAUGCAGCUUUACAUAUUGUUUAUGUUACUAUUUUAAGGAAAAAAAA
Molecule: messenger RNA, 1195 nt
Organism: Morus notabilis
Lineage: Eukaryota; Viridiplantae; Streptophyta; Magnoliopsida; Rosales; Moraceae
Product: 1-aminocyclopropane-1-carboxylate oxidase homolog 1
Exons: 3
Coding region: 1-1125 (374 amino acids)
Source: RefSeq, a predicted model, not a curated record